AUGCAUUCAACUAGUAUUUCGGAAAAUCAAUAUUUUCUGAUUACUGUUACAAAUUUUCCAAAUCUUCUACAUCGUACACAAUCCUAUCAACAAGUACCAAAUAAUGAAUUACAACAACGAAUUCGAGAUGGAAUGUUAGUUCCCAAUGCAGCUAUUCAUUUUGGUAGAGCUCAAACAGAAGAACAUGAAUUAUUAUUAUACAAUACACUACGAUUUGAAUUAGAAGAAUGCAUUCGUGCAUAUCUUCAACGAACUCAACGACCAUAUCCAAUUAACUUAGUGAUUGAUUUAUCACAAAUAGACCAACGACGUUGA
Messenger RNA from Rotaria sp. Silwood2, 315 nucleotides. The record is from the annotation of a GenBank genome assembly. Lineage: Eukaryota; Metazoa; Rotifera; Eurotatoria; Philodinida; Philodinidae.